This is a messenger RNA of Pyricularia grisea, 891 nucleotides long. RefSeq lists its product as uncharacterized. Bases 1 to 891 code for a protein of 296 amino acids. The transcript is spliced from 4 exons. The record is from RefSeq and is a predicted model, not a curated record. NCBI's taxonomy places the organism in Eukaryota, Fungi, Ascomycota, Sordariomycetes, Magnaporthales, Pyriculariaceae.
AUGACACCCGCCCCCCCAAAACGAGUUUUGAUCCGUGGCAAGGCAGGUGUAUGGAAGACAAGAUUGGCCAAAAGAAUGGUGGACAACCUUGUGCGGCGACUUGACGAUGCCCAACAGCGGCGCUCCUUGUAUGCCAGAUUGUUGUGGAUACCGCCGCGCGACCUCAAGACCAAGUGCGGCCCGGACAAUGCCAAUAUUACGCUGAACCAGUGGCUUCUAAGUAACCUUUUUUUUUCGCUACGGGAGGCGGCGACGCAGACCUUCUGGCUGAGGAUUGCCGCAACGAUGGUAGGGUUCCAGAGGCGCCGGCUCGUGCAGCGUCAUGUCGGAGAGCUGGCCUGCAUGGCCUUUGUGGGCUUCUGUUCCGAUAUCAUCGUCUUCAGGGAGAAGGAUCUUGACUGGCUCGCGAGAAACCACCAAGAGCUUACCGGGGAUUCUGGGUUGUCCGCCGAGCUGUUGGAUGCCUCGUCUUUUCUCCAUCGCGGGCCCGACGGCGAUGUACUGGAAGACCACUGCAUAUACUUGACUUACCGUAUCAUGAGCGAGGCCUGCUUUGCGCUGCAGAUUCCAGGCCGCAACUUGUCCUGUUCUUUAAGUAUUGAGGUGAAUCGAGUACCCCUUGAAUCCACCAAGCCAGAUUCAGUUUGCGACUGCUCAACGAGACGCCUGGCGACCUCAUGGGUCCACAGAGAGCGCACGGAUGCACAGACCUGGAGGAAUGGCUUGAAGUCCGGGCUUCAUGUGGCCGUAUUCCCGCUGUUGGAAGUAGUGGAAUUGCAAAAUCAAGCCGACGAGGAUCUCCGGCCGCUGCUCAACACGUCGGAAUUGGACUUUACCCUGAAACAAAUCAUACCGCCCCAGGAAUUUGUGGUUGUACUUGGACGCUCGUGA